UAUACGCGUCUCGACAUCACAAAGACGACGAAACACCACCAGAGCCAUGCCGAAAUCCACACCAUCAUCACUGUCCUCCCGAACCGCCGCCUCCACGAACAAAAAUGCCUUCUCCGUCCUGAUGUCCUCACGCCCAACCAGCACCACCCCCACCAGCAGCACCGCUCCCCGCCCCGCGCGCACCACAUUCGCCGACGCCCUCCUCCCAUACAUAACCACGCCCUCCUCCUUCCCGCCCAGCGUCGUCCUCCACCACUCCACCGACUUCGUCUGGAUCCGCGACAAGUACGCAAAGUCCUUUAUCCACACACUCUUGCUGCCGCGGGACCCGGCGCGAAACACGCAGCACCCGCUCGAGCUGCUGUCGCGGGAUGUGGAGUUUCUGGAGAAGGUAAGGGUGGAGGCGGCGAAGUUGAGGGGGGUUGUGGCGAGGGAGUUGGAGCGGCGGUUUGGUGGGAACGGGAAACAAGGCGGGAGGAACUGGGUCGACGAGGUAUUGGUCGGUGUGCACGCGCACCCGAGCCUGCGGCAUUUGCAUGUGCAUGUCCUUUCGAGGGAUCUUAGUGGUGAGGCGUUGAGGAAGGCGAGCCAUUAUAAUAGCUUUACCACGGGGUUUUUUGUAAGGCUUGAGGAGUUUCCGCUCAGUGGGGAGGAGCUGGAAAAGAGGGGUGGGGGGUGGAGGAAAGAGGAGCUCAGGUGUUGGAGGUGUGGCAGGGGGUUUGGCAGAAGUUUUGUAAAGUUGAAGGCGCAUUUGGGGGUGGAGUUUGAGGCGUGGAAGGCUGCGCCGAUGGAGGAGGGGGAGGAGGAGGGGGAGGGGGAGGAGGGGGAAGAGGAUGGAAGGGAGGGGGGUGCGGGUGAGGUAGGGGAGACGGGGUAG
Messenger RNA from Tricharina praecox, 877 nucleotides. RefSeq names its product HIT-like domain-containing protein. Gene Ontology annotation, cellular component: nucleus. The transcript has 2 exons. The record is from RefSeq and is a predicted model, not a curated record. Gene Ontology annotation, biological process: double-strand break repair; single strand break repair. Bases 47 to 877 code for a protein of 276 amino acids. Lineage: Eukaryota; Fungi; Ascomycota; Pezizomycetes; Pezizales; Pyronemataceae. Gene Ontology annotation, molecular function: single-strand break-containing DNA binding; DNA 5'-adenosine monophosphate hydrolase activity; mismatched DNA binding.